Molecule: messenger RNA, 2070 nt
Organism: Daucus carota subsp. sativus
Lineage: Eukaryota; Viridiplantae; Streptophyta; Magnoliopsida; Apiales; Apiaceae
Exons: 3
Coding region: 1-2070 (689 amino acids)
Source: RefSeq, a predicted model, not a curated record
AUGCAGUUGCUGAUUCAACAAUAUGAGUCAUUCCAUUUCAAGGCUGGUGAAAAUUUGAGUGACACAUUUAACAUAUUUCAAAAGUUGGUAAAUAGUCUAAAGCUUUAUGGAAGAGUGUACCAGGUCAAGGAUUCAAAUUUGAAAUUCUUAAGGGCUCUUCCUAAGGAAUGGAAACCCAUGACAGUCUAUGUAAGAAACACUCAAGAAUUUAAAGACUAUACUCUUGAGAGACUGUAUGGAACUUUGAAGACUUAUGAGCUUGAAAUGGAACAAGAUGAUGAGAUUGAAAAGAAUCAAAAGAAAGGGAACUCAUUUGUGGCUCUAGUUGCAUCUGGUGAAGUGUCAGUCAAGGACAAGGGAAAAUCUCAAGUUAAAGAAAUUGAGAAGUUGGUCAAAGAAGAUAGCUCAGAAUCAAGGAAAAGAAAAGCAAAAGUGAAAGAAGAAGCUGAUUCUGGUGAGGAAAGUGAUGGGAUUGAUGAGCAUUUGGCCUUCUUGUCAAGGAGAUUCUCUAAAUUAAAAUUCAAAAAGAAUUUUAAUUCAGCAAAGCCAUUCAAGGGCAAUCCCAAGUCUGACAAAAGCAUGGUGGAUAUAUCCAAAUUUAAAUGCUUCAACUGUGCGAAUGCAUGCCACUUUGCAAAUGAAUGCAGAAAGCCUAAAGCUGAGAAGAGGUCCAAUGAAGGUGUGGAUUACAAGAAGAAAUAUUAUGAACUUCUCAAGCAAAAAGAAAGGGCAUUCAUUACAAAGGACGAUAGGGCAGCUGGAGAAGAUUCUGAUGAGGAGGAUGAGUUUGUCAAUCUUGCUCUUAUGGCCAACUCCACAGAUCAAGAAGAGAACACUACAAAUAGCAGUCAGGUAUUUACCACUAACUUAGUUGAGUUAACUAAAUAUGAAUGCAAUGCUACUAUCAAUGAAAUGUCUACAGAAUUAUAUCAGUUGCAUGUUUCUUUAAAAUCUCUCACUAAGGAAAAUAAUAGGAUCAAGGAAGCUAACACAUUUCUAAGUGAUAGAAACAAUGAUAUUUUGGUUGUUUUGAAAAGAGACGAAGCAAUCAAGAAACAGCUUAACAAGGAACAAGAGAUAAUUGCCAGAUGGAAAUUUGGAAGAGAUGUCUCUGCUAACAUCAUCAACAUCAAAGGCAGAGAGACCUUUGUUGAGAAUGAGUGGAAGAGAGACAAGAGAGUUUUUGAGAUUUCAGAUACCAGUUCAACUGAUGAGAAUAUGGAUAGUGAUCAUCCAUUGAAAACAAAAAGUUCAACGGAUGAAAGUUAUCCGUUGAAAAACAACUCAUUAGUUAACAAGAAAAUUGUCAAGAAAUUAAACAAGAAAUAUGGUCCUGUUAACAAGAAUUUUGUUAAGGGGGAGAGUAAUUCUUCUGAUACUAAUGAGAGUGUGAAUAAAAAUCACAAUCCUAAUAAAAAGCUUGAGAAGAAAUUGGAUGGAAACAAUAAGAAGAAUUUGUGUUACUUAGAUAGUGGAUGCUCUAGGCAUAUGACUGGUGAUUCUUCCCUGCUCACAAAGUUUGUAGAGAAAGCUGGCCCUAGCAUUACCUUUGGAGAUGACAGCAAAGGAUAUACUAUGGGAUAUGGCUUGAUAGCAAAAGAAAAUGUCAUCAUUGAUGAAGUUGCAUUAGUGUCUGGUCUUGAGCAUAAUUUGCUUAGCAUCAGUCAACUUUGUGACAAAGGUUUCAAAGUUAGUUUCACUCCUGCAACAUGUGUUGUCACCAAGGGAUAUGACAACAAUGUGGUUCUAGUUGGACAUAGAAAAGGAAAUGUGUAUGUAGCUGACUUCAACUCUUUUAAAUCUGAUUCCAUCACUUGUUUAUUCAGCAAAGCAAGCUCAGAUGACAGUUGGCUAUGGCACAAAAGAUUGUCUCAUCUAAAUUUCAAGCAAAUAAAUGAAUUGGUUAAGAAAGAUCUGGUUAGAGGAAUUCCAAAGUUGGAAUUUUCCGAAGAUGGCAUGUGUGGAGCAUGUCAGCAAGGAAAGCAAAAGAGAAGCUCUUUCAAAAGCAAGGUUCUUUCAUCUAUUGUGAAGCCACUUCAAUUUCUACAUAUGGAUUUGUUUGGCAGUUAA